UCUUGAAGGGAAGUGAUAAAGCUGAAGGUCUCUCUGCUGUUUAUAUUGGCUUUCAGUCAUUAUCUAGAUAACAUGAUGAUAUCAUCUGUCUCUCUGCUUCUUGGUCUGUGUGUCCUGGUAAUGUCUGUACUGACUGUUUCUGCAGUCUCUUUGGAUGUCAGUCCAAAUUUUCAACAGUUCUUCAGGGGAGACUCUAAAGUCUUUCUGAGUUGUGUUGAUGAAUGGACAGUGAAGAGGACCAAUGGAAGAGACACUGAAGUCUGUGGAGCAGCUGCAGACUUAAUCAGAGUUAACAGUUCCUUCUGUGUUCUGGAUCUUUCCAUCUCAUCUGGUGGAAGUUUCCUAUGUGAUAACUUAUCUGGAAAGAAGAGCGAUGAAGUCUCGAUCAGUGUUUUAGAAGAUGGUGUGAUCCUGGAGAUCCCUGCGCUUCCUGUGAGGACAGGAAGUGAUGUCACUCUUCACUGUAAAACCAGGGAUGGUUCAAGUCAAAAGUCUUAUUUUUUCAGAUAUGAUCAAAAAAUUGUAUCUAAAGCUGAAGUACAGUUGAUUCUCUCCAAUGUCCAGCAGUCAAAUGAAGGUUUCUACUCGUGUUCUACUGCUAUUCAUGCACGUUCUCCUCUGAGCCGACUGAGGGUCACAGAUGCUUCUCUUCCAACUACCUCAACCAACUCUCCUCUUGCUCAGGCUACUAGAUCAAGUUCCUCUAUUUUCUGUUGUAAUCCUCCUACUUCAUCUUCAGACCCCUUUCCUAGCCCCUUCAUGACACUGCCUCUUUUUCUCCUGCUCCUCUCUGCAGUCCUGAUUAUGGUUCUGAUUGGAGGUAUACUUCUGUGGAGGAAACAGAGAGCAACCAGUACUUUACCUCAGAAAAAUGAGGAGAUCACCUAUGCAGAUGUCACCUUCAGGCAGACCGCCAAUAAAAGAGUAAGGUAUUCUGCAGACCCAGAUAUGGUCUACUCUGGAGUGAGGACACAUACUGCGGGCAAAUAAGGACAGUCUGCUAGAAAUGCUUCACUUCUUUCACAUAUGAAUCCAUUUUAUUUUCCAUGACUAUAUUCUGUGUUCUGUAUUAAAUGCAGUGUUUUUUCCUGCAUUGUUUGUUUGUUGUUUAGUGGCGCUUGUUAUUCUCAUCUUAUGAUUGUUAUGACUGCAUAGAAAUCUUAAUUGGAACCUAAUGGUCUUUCUCCCAUUAUUUUUAAAACUUAUUAGUGAAAUAAGUAUUGGUAUAAUUCACAUUUAAGAUAUAUAUAAUGGAAACUAUGUAUGAACUGUGUAUUUCCUUUUUUUUGUCAGGCUACUUUUGCUAAUGCAAAUGUAUUGAUGUGUAUAGGGUUUUUUUUUUUUCUUUCAGUACCCAAUGCUGCCUCAAUACUGU
Molecule: messenger RNA, 1375 nt
Organism: Oreochromis niloticus (Nile tilapia)
Lineage: Eukaryota; Metazoa; Chordata; Actinopteri; Cichliformes; Cichlidae
Exons: 8
Coding region: 73-990 (305 amino acids)
Biological process (GO): immune response; cell surface receptor signaling pathway
Cellular component (GO): external side of plasma membrane
Molecular function (GO): transmembrane signaling receptor activity
Source: RefSeq, a predicted model, not a curated record